This is a messenger RNA of Balaenoptera musculus (blue whale), 2851 nucleotides long. It is a transcript of the gene FIZ1, whose product is annotated as FLT3 interacting zinc finger 1. Gene Ontology annotation, biological process: regulation of transcription by RNA polymerase II. The coding region runs from base 1 to 1755 and encodes 584 amino acids. The record is from RefSeq and is a predicted model, not a curated record. Lineage: Eukaryota; Metazoa; Chordata; Mammalia; Artiodactyla; Balaenopteridae. Gene Ontology annotation, molecular function: RNA polymerase II transcription regulatory region sequence-specific DNA binding; DNA-binding transcription factor activity, RNA polymerase II-specific. The transcript has 3 exons. Gene Ontology annotation, cellular component: nucleus.
AUGGCGCCACCCUGGCUUCUCGAACCUCCAGUAGCUGGGAAAGGGACGGGAAAGAGAGAGAAGGGAGGGCGGCGGGGAGGAGGGAAGUCAAGAAGGCGGGAGAAAGGGGGAGUGCGGGGGAGAAGGGAGCCGAGGCGGAAGUCGAGGGGCCCCCCGGGUGGAAGUGACGCUACCCCCGCUGCCCAAAAUGUCGGCGCCCAGAGGGAGGUAGAGAGCCCCCACCCGCCACUGCCCUCGCGCCACGCCACCAUGGAUGACGCCCCGCUGCCAGCGCCCCCGGUCCCUGCCCCGGCCCCGGCUCCGCCCACUGCUGCCCCCCGCGUCCCGUUUCACUGCAGUGAGUGUGGCAAGAGCUUCCGCUACCGCUCGGACCUGCGGCGCCACUUCGCUCGGCACACUGCGCUCAAACCCCACGCGUGUCCGCGCUGCGGCAAAGGCUUCAAGCACAGCUUCAACCUGGCCAACCACCUGCGCUCGCACACCGGCGAGCGGCCCUACCGCUGCUCCGCCUGCCCCAAGGGGUUCCGAGACUCCACCGGCCUGCUGCACCACCAGGUCGUCCACACUGGCGAGAAGCCCUACUGCUGCCUAGUCUGCGAGCUCCGCUUCUCCUCGCGCUCCAGCCUGGGCCGCCACCUCAAGCGCCAGCACCGCGGGGUGCUCCCGUCCCCCCUGCAGCCCGGCCCAGGCCUGCCCGCCCUGAGCGCUCCCUGCUCGGUCUGCUGCAACGUGGGGCCCUGCUCGGUGUGCGGGGGCGCGGGGGCCGGCGGCGGAGAGGGCCCAGAGGGCGCAGGCGCGGGCCCGGGGAGCUGGGGGCUGGCGGAGGCGGCGGCCGCGGCCGCGGCCUCACUGCCGCCGUUCGCGUGCGGUGCUUGCGCGCGGCGCUUCGACCAGGGCCGCGAGCUGGCCGCCCACUGGGCUGCGCACACCGACGUGAAGCCCUUCAAGUGUCCGCGCUGUGAGCGCGACUUCAACGCCCCCGCGCUGCUGGAGCGGCACAAGCUGACCCACGACCUGCAGGGGCCGGGCGCGCCCCCCGCGCAGGCCUGGGUCUCCGGGGCUGGCGCCGGGCCCGAGACGGCCGGCGAGGGCGGCGCUGCGGAGGCGGGCGAGGCUCAGCCGGCCUGGGACGGCAGGCUGCUCCUGGGCCGCGCCGGGGGCGGCGUGCCCGAGCUGGGGGGGCUGCUCCCCGAGGGCGGCGGGGAGGCCCCUGCGCCUGCGGCCGCGGCCGAGCCGUCGGAAGACACCCUCUACCAGUGCGACUGCGGGACCUUCUUCGCGUCGGCGGCGGCGCUGGCCAGCCACCUGGAGGCGCACUCGCGCCCCGCGACCUACGGCUGCGGCCACUGCGGGGCCCUCUACGCGGCCCUGGCGGCCCUGGAGGAGCACCGGCGCGCCAGCCACGGCGAGGGCGGCGGCGCGGAGGAGGCGGCGGCGCCCGCCCCGGAGAGGGAGCCCGCGUCUGGGGAGCCUGCGUCCGGCUCGGGCCGCGGCAAGAAGAUCUUCGGCUGCUCCGAGUGCGAGAAGCUGUUCCGCUCGCCGCGGGACCUGGAGCGGCACGUGCUGGUGCACACGGGCGAGAAGCCGUUCCCGUGCCUGGAGUGCGGCAAGUUCUUCCGCCACGAGUGCUACCUCAAGCGCCACCGGCUGCUGCAUGGCACCGAGCGGCCCUUCCCCUGCCACAUCUGUGGCAAGGGCUUCAUCACGCUCAGCAACCUCUCCAGGCACCUGAAGCUGCACCGGGGCAUGGACUGACGUGGCCAGGCCGUGCGCCCCUCCGCUAGACCACCCCUCCCAAGGGCUGGACUCAGGGCCCGGGCCAAGGGACCUAGGGACCACGAGGGAGGCCCCGGCCCUCCAGAUCCAGACACGGGCCCCGAGAUGAGGGGACCCUGGCUGGAGACAUGGAGCCACCAAACACACGGGCCCCUGAGCUGGGGGGCAGCGAAUAAACGGAGAGAUUCCUCAGCUCGAGGGUCCCGGAUCUGUGGAGAGAUUCCUAAGCUCCAGGCCCCUGGAAUACGUGCUGAGCACCCCCAAAUCAAUAGGCCCCUAAGCUGCGGGACCUAGGAAUGAGAAAUGGGUCUCCACAAGUACUUCUCAUCUUGAGGGCCCAAAUAAUAAAAGAUGGGCACCCCUCCCCCAAGGGAAGAUUGCCCCUCUCCCUAAGAGCCAUCAUUCCGACGACCUUGAUCCGGAGAAUGGGGGGGAACCAUGUUCCCGGAUUUCCCUGGAUCCCCUCCAAAUGCUACCCACCAGAGUCACUGGUGCCCCCAGAUAAUGGAUAUAGCCGGAAUCUGCCUCUCCCCUCCCCCGACUUUAUUCCCUAUGCGGAAAGAGGACCAGGGUAGUUGCCCCCUGCCCUCAACCCCUUCCCCAAUUAGGUCUCCCUCCCCUACUAAGGAAUGGAUCGACCCUAAUGAUCUCCCCCACCCCCAAAAACUAGAAUAGCCUGGUUCAAAAUCCCUGCGCCCAGUAGGAUGGACUGAUCCAGAUACACAUACCCCCACGCCCUGUCCACUGGAAUGGGCUGGGCCAGGUUGCCACCCGCGCCCCACGCUCCUUAGAAUGCAUACGGCAGACACUCCUCCCCUUCCUCUAGCGUGUGGGCAGGUCCACGUCAUUCCGCAUUAUGUGAACUCACGAGUGGGAGGUGGGGGACAUUGGGGUAUCCCUCCCGCUCUGCUGUAGCACCUGUUGGUCUUUCCAUCUCUGUCAGUUUGUCUCUGUGUUCUUCCCAACCCCAAGGGGAAGGGGGAUUUGGCUAGGGGGUUUCCCCCUGUGAGCCUCGACCUUGCCCCCUAUCCCACUCCCCAGUGUCUCCUGGACCCCAAUAAACCUUGUCCUGUCA